CGGAGAUGGUGUUGCCGACGAUACUCAAGCGUUUAAGCUGACUUGGGACACGGCUUGCGAACUCGAAUCCGCGGUUCUUCUAGUCCCGGAUGGUUAUUCCUUCAUGUUACAAUCUACGAUCUUUGCAGGUCCUUGUAAGACUGUUGGCCUUGUGUUUCAGAUUGAUGGAACCAUAAUGCCACCUAACGGACCUGAUUCUUGGCCAAGAAAUACCAGCAAAAGGCAAUGGCUUGUCUUCUACAGAGUCAAUGGAAUGUUAAUGCAAGGCGGUGGCCUUGUAGAUGGAAAAGGAGAGAAAUGGUGGAAUCUUCCCUGCAAACCUCACAAAGGAAUUAAUGGAACAACAAUGCCUGGUCCCUGUGAUAGCCCUGUUGCUAUAAGGUUUUUCAUGAGCUCAAACUUGACUGUUAAAGGACUCAAAAUCAAGAACAGUCCACAGUUCCAUUUCAGAUUUGAUGCCUGCCACGGCGUUCGUGUAGAAUCACUGACUAUAAAAACACCGGCCCAAAGUCCCAACACAGAUGGAAUUCACAUCGAGAACACAAAUAAUGUGCAGAUAUAUAAUUCCUUCAUAUCGAACGGUGAUGAUUGUGUAUCAAUUGGAGCUGGUUGCUAUGAUGUUGAUAUAACGAACAUAACUUGUGGUCCAAGUCAUGGAAUAAGCAUUGGUAGUCUGGGGGUCAAUCAUUCCCGAGCCUGUGUUUCGAACAUCACGGUUUCAGAGUCGGUAAUACAGCAUUCCGACAAUGGCGUCCGCAUUAAAACCUGGCAAGGCGGAUCGGGCUGUGUCUCGAAAGUCGAAUUUCGUAACAUCAGCAUGGAAGCUGUUCGCAACCCGAUUAUCAUAGACCAGUACUAUUGCCUCACCAAAAACUGCAGUAACCAAACAAGUGCAGUUGUGAUUAAUGACAUCUCGUACGUUAACAUUAAGGGCUCGUAUGAUGUUAGAAGUCCACCGAUGAGUUUCGCUUGUAGUGACUCAACUCCAUGCAUAAACCUUACACUGGCACAAGUAGAGCUGCAGCCCGCCACCCGUGGACAUGUCGUGGCGAAUCCCUAUUGCUGGAAUGCUCAUGGAACUAUCCUCGCACAAACUAUUCCGCCAGUCUAUUGCUUGGAGGAAACUAAUGUCACCAUUGAUAACACAAACUUAUGUGGGCAGGUGUUGAAACAGAUUAUUAUGUAA
Messenger RNA from Hibiscus syriacus, 1186 nucleotides. Its product is annotated as polygalacturonase At1g48100-like. Lineage: Eukaryota; Viridiplantae; Streptophyta; Magnoliopsida; Malvales; Malvaceae. The transcript is spliced from 6 exons. Gene Ontology annotation, biological process: carbohydrate metabolic process. Gene Ontology annotation, molecular function: polygalacturonase activity. The record is from RefSeq and is a predicted model, not a curated record. The coding region runs from base 104 to 1186 and encodes 360 amino acids.